Molecule: messenger RNA, 1293 nt
Organism: Rhopilema esculentum
Lineage: Eukaryota; Metazoa; Cnidaria; Scyphozoa; Rhizostomeae; Rhizostomatidae
Product: large ribosomal subunit protein mL37
Biological process (GO): translation
Cellular component (GO): ribosome; mitochondrion
Molecular function (GO): structural constituent of ribosome
Source: RefSeq, a predicted model, not a curated record
UCAUUUUGGUUCUCUAGCUAAAACGUGAAAACAAGAUGGCUGCUCCAAUUAGAAGUAAUGUUAUGUCACCUUUCAGACAUAAGGCCAUAUUUUCAGCUCUAUGUGGACGUCUGACACAGCUAAGGAACUAUUCACAGGCCUUGAUAGACCAUGAAGCAAAUGAUAUAUCAACAGGAUCAGAAAUGCCAUUUAUGGUUCCCCCGCAAGUCGUGCGUAAAGGGUUCGAGGUCCAUCCAACACCUCGGACAUUCACAUUGAGACCUGACGAAAAAAUGAAAUGGUUGACUAAAACCUAUUUGACUGAAGGCCUCCCAGAUGAAUUAUCGAGUACUGAUUGUGAUAAAGAAAGCAUUAAUUUUGUCAAAGAUUGCCUCCACCAAAUUUUUGGCUUUCAAGUACACCCUCACCGGCCUAGCAACACAUUCUUCGAGGAGGAACUUUCCCUUGGACUAUUGCAACAAAUGAUGCAAGUUGCCAUGAUGACUAGCCCAGAAAACAGCCAAGAUUUGUUUAUUCAUAGAAGGCCGCUCAUUGAAACCAACUGGUUCAGGAAUUAUGUGUUUUAUCAUGCAAAAUACCACCCAUCCUUCGCUCUUAGAGUUAGUGACAAACUGCCAGCAAUGAAGUCGACAUUCCCUUUGCCAAUAGAUGAGUUUCCUUUGUCAAUGCCUGGUCCAUUUGAUACCUACUCCAUCGGUGCCUACGAAAAGAGCAUAAUCCGACUGAGAAACAGCACAGGAGUAAGGCACACAGAGCACUUCACAAAAAGGCAUUUGCAUACAGUCAUGCAGAUUAACUCGCAGAUCAAAGGGGAAGAUUUCUUCCAAGCAUGUGGCCUAGCCACUUCAUUUACUAAUCUUCUUGCAAUUGCUCAUGACCAUGGGCAUCAUCAAGGAUUACCUUUAAAAGAGCCUUUAAAUUGCAACUGCAUCAUCUCAAAUGGUGUUUCCAUGUUGUUCAUGGUAUACCAGUUAAAUACCACUGAAAUGAACGAUGACAAGGGUAUAUGGAACCGAGCUUGGUGUUCACCUUUGAUGCCUCUAUUUACUCCCAAAGAUGGUCUCCCAACAAAAAGACAAUUACAUGAAAUAGCAGAUACAGACAAACUUCUUAAUUUCAAUGAAGAUGCAGUUGCACUGUUCUUAAAACUUUUACACAGAUAAGUAUAUCUUUAAAUUGUAGCAUCAGUUUAUUGGCUUCAAUAAUUAGUUCAUUUAAAGAUGUUUACUAUUCGUAUGGUGUGGUUCCUUUAUAAAUUUGUUGUUACUAUAUCAUUUUUUAUGUGAUUUUAAA